UGUGUGUGUGUGUGUAUUUUUUUUCUUUUUGGUGCUGGAGGUGGAGGGGGGGUGCUAGCAGGGCCAGCCCUGAACCCGCUGGACAGAACUACAGACACAUGGGGCCUGGCAGUGCCCGCUGAGAGAGGGAGAAGACAGCAGAGGGGUUGGCAAGGCACCCUCUAAACCCCAGAUCAUGUCUCUGUGGGGUCUGGUCUCCAAAAUGCCCCCAGAAAAACUGCAGCGGCUCUAUGUUGACUUCCCUCAACACCUGCGGCAUCUCCUGGGUGACUGGCUGGAGAACCAGCCCUGGGAAUUCCUUGUCGGCUCAGACGCCUUCUGCUGCAACAUGGCCAGCGCCCUACUUUCUGCCACUGUCCAGCGUCUUCAGGCCUCUGCUGGAGAACAGGGGGAGGGCAGCACCAUCUUGCAACACAUCAGCACCCUGGAGAGCAUAUAUCAGAGGGACCCCCUGAAGCUGGUGGCCACUUUCAGACACAUACUUCAAGGGGAAAAAAAAGCCAUUAUGGAACAGUUCCGCCACCUGCCAAUGCCCUUCCACUGGAAGCAAGAGGAACUCAAGUUUAACACAGUCCUGCGGAGGCUGCAGCACCGAGUGGGGGAAACCUGCCUUCUCCGCAAAGCCCUGCAGCCUGGGGCUGAGGGAGGCCAAGUGUCUUUGCACAGCCUGAUAGAAACUCCUGCCAAUGGGACCGGGCCAAGUGAGGCCCUCGCCACGUUCCUGCAGGAGACUGUCGGGGAGCUGGAGGCUGCCCAGGCCCUGGUGCUGAAGAGGAUACAGAUUUGGAAACGGCAGCAGCAGCUGGCAGGGAAUGGCGCACCCUUUGAGGAGAGCCUGGCUCCACUACAGGAGAGGUGUGAGAGCCUGGUGGACAUUUACUCCCAGCUGCAGCAGGAGGUGGGGGCGGCUGGUGGGGAGCUUGAGCCCAAGACCCGGGCAGCGCUGAUUAGCCGGCUGGAUGAAGUCCUGCGAACCCUCAUCACCAGCUCCUUCCUGGUGGAAAAGCAGCCCCCCCAGGUUCUGAAGACUCAGACCAAGUUCCAGGCCGGGGUUCGAUUCCUACUGGGCCUGCGGUUCCUGGCGGCCCCAGCCAAGCCUCUGAUGGUCAGGGCCGACAUGGUAACCGAGAAGCAGGCGAGGGAGCUGAGCAUGCCCCAGGGGCCCGGAGCUGGAGCAGAAAGCACUGGGGAAAUCAUUAACAACACCGUGCCCCUGGAGAACAGCCUUCCCGGGAAUUGCUGCUCUGCCCUGUUCAAGAACCUGCUUCUGAAGAAAAUCAAGCGGUGCGAACGGAAGGGCACAGAGUCUGUCACCGAGGAGAAGUGUGCCGUGCUCUUUUCCACCAGCUUCACGCUCAGCACCAACAAACUCCCUAUCCAGCUCCAGGCCCUGUCUCUGCCCCUGGUGGUCAUCGUCCACGGCAACCAAGACAACAACGCCAAAGCCACCAUUCUGUGGGACAACGCCUUCUCUGAGAUGGACCGAGUGCCCUUUGUGGUGGCUGAGCGGGUGCCCUGGGAGAAGAUGUGUGAAACUCUGAACCUCAAGUUCAUGGCUGAGGUGGGGACCAACAGGGGGUUACUCCCAGAGCACUUCCUCUUCCUGGCCCAGAAGAUCUUCACCGACAACAGCCUCAGCAUGGAGGCCUUCCAGCACCGUUCUGUGUCCUGGUCACAGUUCAACAAGGAGAUCCUGCUGGGUCGUGGCUUCACCUUUUGGCAGUGGUUUGAUGGCGUCCUGGACCUCACCAAACGCUGUCUCCGGAGCUACUGGUCAGAUCGGUUGAUCAUUGGCUUCAUCAGCAAACAGUACGUCACUAGCCUUCUUCUCAACGAGCCUGAUGGAACAUUCCUCCUUCGGUUCAGUGACUCAGAGAUUGGGGGCAUCACCAUUGCCCAUGUCAUCCGGGGCCAGGAUGGCUCCCCACAGAUAGAGAACAUCCAGCCAUUCUCUGCCAAAGACCUGUCCAUUCGCUCACUCGGUGACCGAAUCCGGGACCUUGCUCAGCUCAAAAACCUCUACCCUAAGAAACCCAAGGACGAGGCUUUCCGGAGCCACUACAAGCCUGAGCAGCUGGGUAAGGAUGGCAGGGGUUAUGUCCCAGCUACAAUCAAGAUGACUGUGGAAAGGGACCAGCCACUUACCACCCCUGAGCCCCAAAUGCUUACCAUGAUGCCCUCUUAUGAUAUUGGAAUGGUCCCUGACUGCUCCGUGAACAUGCAGCUCGGCCCAGAUAUGGUGCCCCAGGUGUACCCACCACGCUCUCACUCCAUCCCCUCAUAUCCAGCCCUUCCCCAGGAAGAAUCGGUCAAUGUGCUGCCAGCCUUCCAGGAACCUCAUCUGCAGAUGCCGCCCAGCCUGAGUCCGAUGAGCCUGCCCUUUGACCAACCUCACCCGCACAGGGGCCUGCUGCCGUGCCAGCCUCAGGAGCGUGCCGUGUCCAGCCCCGAGCCCCUGCUCUGCCCAGAUGUGACCAUGGCGGAAGAGAGCUGCCUCAGGCAGCCGGUGGGGGGGUUCCCUCAACGCACCUGGGUCCGCGAAGACAUGCUCCCGCCCUUGCUGCCUCCCACUGAACAGGACCUCACCAAGCUUCUCUUGGAGGGGCAAGGAGAGUCAGAGGGAGGGUCCUUGGGAGCCCAACCCCUCCUGCAGCCCUCCUGCUAUGGGCAGUCUGGGAUCUCAAUGUCCCACCUGGACCUAAGGGCUAACCCCACUUGGUGAUCCCAGCUGGAGGGGGAGCCCAGAGAGACAGCUCGCCUGCCCCCGUGGACCUGCUCUGAACACCUGCCUGUGCUCCUGCCAAGCAGCAGCUGGGCAGGGUGCCCUCCUAUCCCCACCUACUCCCUGGUCAGGAGGAAAAGACUUUGCCAGGAGAAUGUACAGUGGGUGCAACACAUC
Molecule: messenger RNA, 2899 nt
Organism: Kogia breviceps (pygmy sperm whale)
Lineage: Eukaryota; Metazoa; Chordata; Mammalia; Artiodactyla; Physeteridae
Source: RefSeq, a predicted model, not a curated record